Molecule: messenger RNA, 5912 nt
Organism: Triplophysa dalaica
Lineage: Eukaryota; Metazoa; Chordata; Actinopteri; Cypriniformes; Nemacheilidae
Gene: drc11
Product: IQ motif containing with AAA domain 1
Exons: 19
Coding region: 886-3438 (850 amino acids)
Molecular function (GO): ATP hydrolysis activity; ATP binding; protein binding
Source: RefSeq, a predicted model, not a curated record
GCUGUCUCACAUAUUAGAGAGAGACAGAUCAUAUAGAACUCUUAUAAAACUAUUGUCCAGGGUAGGACCACCAGGAAGGUAGACGACAAGGACUAAUGACGGAUCCAUUGAUAAAUAAAUUUCACAGCGGACUUCAACAAUCUGCGCCUACAUACUGCCCACAUGCUUCUUUUGACUAUUGAAUUCAAACAGUGUGUCGCAGAUAUCAGAUACACGCGUUGGAGUAUAAGUCACUUCUAAAGUUAGAACAAUCAUUUCUUAACAUGCUGCGUCAGAAAAACAUUUCUCCCCAAACUGCUUAACAAAUGGCCGAAUUCUAUUCAUACAUUGAAAGAGCUGAGCUACGCAAGCGCGGCGUUUAGUUGCGUUGUUUUGCACAGCGGGAUGGCAAACAAGAGCUUGUUAGUAACAGAGGCUUGACAUGUCGGAUAAGAUAAGAACACGAUAAAAAUGACUAGUUAGAACUAUUGAGAAUCGCGUAAGGCGUUGUAGUUGAUAGAGUAUUGUAUUCCGUUUUUAAGACGUUUCUGUCUCCGCAGCGCGCUUAUGAGGUGGGUUUUAUUUCGCAGCUCAGUGAAGAGGCUUUGAUCUCGUUGCCAUGGCAGCUGUCAGAGUCGCAGCUCGAAACCGCGGGUUGCUGCAGCCUGUCCAGCGCCACACUUUAGUCCAACUAAUUAGAAAUUCUUAGCUGAUAAAAAUAAAUGUCUUACUGCUCGAAUACUGAAGUGAUUUAAUUUAGGCUACUCAAUACUGAGAUCUCGAAUCCUGUGGAUGUUGAUUUGUUAUGGAGGUAUUUGUUAGGGUUGUUCCUGCUAUUCAAUCGCAAUAGCCUACCUUCUAAACUAUAGCCUACAUGAACCUAGCUGUUUUGGAAUCACUCCAAGAAUGUCGCAAAGCUCGUAUGGCCAAAUGUGGGCUACUGCUCAGGGCGCCCUGGAAAACCUUUUGGAGGAUGAAUAUCCCACGAUGCAACUCCGUCCUCAAAAGGAUCGUCUGCAGGUCUUUCAGACGCUGGCCAGUUUCUACCUGCGCUACCUGAAGAUAUUCCGUUCUCUGGAGGAGGUUUAUGAUCAGAUCUUUCACCCGCAGAAGAGACGUGUGGUGCAUCACGUUCUCGAGGGGGUGAUGGGGAGACUUGUAGAGCUGAAGAAUGAGAUGGUGGAGCUGGAGUACUCAGAGUUUCAAUACUUUGAUGACAUUUUGCAGGACUUCAAGAUGACGCCUGAGGAUCUUGAGGUGCCUAUUCCACGUUAUUUUGUGAGGGAGAGAAUGCGGGCACUCAAGGAGAGAGAAAAGAUGCUGGCUCAUAUUUUGACGUCUGGAGGGCAUCAGGAACAUAAAACGCAGGUGACAGUUCAGUCCAUGUCUAUGGAGCGAGCCGUGUGGUUGCUGCAGGUCAGCGAGCGAGCUCGGCAGGGAAGACUGAGAGCUCAUUUCAUGAAAAAGAUUCAUCAGGAAGAGCAAAGAAGACAAAAUGGGGAAAGUUCUAACAUGCUGGACCCUGACCUGGCAGCCACAUGCAUUCAGAAGGUGUGGCGAGGGUAUCGAGACAGGAAGAAAGUCAACAAGGAACGUCUUGAGGAGAUGAUAUUUCUAGGAAUGAUACCAGCACAACAAAUGUCACCCAACCCUGCCCAUUUGCGUGCCCAGCAGGUGAAAGACAGUAGGCACAGGGUGCAAGAGGAACAUGAGAAUGAGUACCAGAAAGCCCUGGUUGACAUUAAAGAGUCUGUGGAGACUGUUGAUGGACCAAAUAUGAAGGAAACCCUGCAAGAACAAAUUCGCCAGUGGUUUAUUGAGUGUCGAGAUGCUACGGGGAAGUUCCCUGACUUUCCAAGUGCUGAGGAUGGAGGAUCUGCGUCUAUAUUUGCUCAGAAGACACCAGAACAGGUGGCUGCUGAACUCGCUGCUAAAGAAGCAGAGAGGGAGAAGAAGAAAAAGUCGAAAGGAGAGAAGGACAAAAAAGGGAAUGAUCGCAAAGAGAAGAAAAAAGGGAAGAAAGGCAAGAUGAAAGGAAAAAAGGGGAAAGGAGAAAUAGAGGAGGAGGAGCAGGGAUGGAAGAUGACUCCCAGUAACUUCCUUCCUACGGUAGUCGAGGGAACAAAACUGUACAAAGAGGUUUGGCAUAACCGGGAUGAAAAACAGAACUUCCUUCAGCGUUUCGAUGCUCAGUUGGUGCGAGAGGAGAAGAGAUUGGAGGUUGAAGAGGAGCUCAGAGUGCAGGUGGAUGAAUUAAUGAGGCAGGAACUAAAGAACCUCAAGCUGGUCGUAGACAGGGAUAAGGGGAAGAAAAAGAAAAAAGGAAAGAAAAGCAGUAAAAAGAAGAAGAAGAAAGGAAGGAAGACUGGAAAAAAGAAGAAAAAAGAGAAAGAUCUAACAGCUGACAGGACAAUAGAAUCCCUGUAUAAGGAACUUGUUCUAGAAGGAAUCAUAAUCAGACCGAUGAAUGUCAAGUUAUCAGACUACAUAGGCGAGUACAGUUACCUGGGGACUACCCUGCGGCAGGCAGACAUUGAGCCCAUGCCAUCACUCUCUGACAUCAGACAGCUCAUUGCACUUUAUGGCGUCCUGCCUCUGGGUUCUCAAAGUGUCCAUGAGAGAGGACCUCUGAUCCGCUCGGUGCUUCUUGCUGGCCCCGCAGGCGUGGGGAAAAAGAUGUUGGUUCAUGCCCUGUGCACAGAGACUGGGGCGAACCUAUUUAACCUCUCCGCUACAACCCUGGCAGGCAAAUAUCCAGGCAAAAGUGGACUGCAGUAUCUCCUGCACGUCGUUUUCAAGGUGGCUCGGCAGCUGCAGCCCUCGGUCAUUUGGAUAGGAGAUGCUGAAAAAACAUUUUACAAGAAAGUUCCAAAGCUGGAGAAAGAGAUGGAACCAAAACGACUGAAAAAAACUCUUCCAAAGGUCCUGAAAUCUAUUAAGCCAGAAGACCGUGUUUUGGUUGUGGGAACGACUCGUAGACCAUUUGAUGCAGACAUCAAACCUUUCUGCAAAGUUUACAAGAAGAUCAUUUUGAUCCCUAGGCCAGAUUAUGCUUCAAGACUUACGCUGUGGAAAGAGCUGCUCCUAGCAAGAGGCGCUCAGCUGGGUCCCAAACUGGAUCUGAGCUCUUUAGCUAAGGUCACUGAUGGUUACACGCAGAGUCAUAUCCUUCAGGCAAUCCAAACUGUACUGAGCUCUCAUCGCCUCGACCAGCAGACCAAGAGACCUCUCACUGCCGUAGAGUUUAUCCCCCCUCUUGCAAGGCAAGAUCCUGUUUACAAAGAAGAGGAGGAGACCUUUAAGGCAUGGUACAGUCGGUCACCUCUGGGCAAAAAACGUGCAAGAGCAGCAAGAGCCAGUGAAGAGGAAGCGGAUCUGAAGAAAGGAAAGAAGAAAGUUGGGAAGAUCCAGAAGAAAGGAAAGGAUGGGAAGAGUAAAAUGAAGAAAAAGAAGAAGUGAAGAAGCGCCUUUUGGGAUAUAGCUCAUGCAAUUCAGUUGGACGUUUACAUCAAUGAUGAAAAUAAUAAUCGUCUUUAUCAUGUCCUGACAGAAAAUAUGGCAGCGGUUUGUGUUUUGACCAGCAGAGAGCACUAGAACGUCAUUCCAUGUGGAGUCCAAAGGCAACUACCAAAAUGUAAUGUUUACGGAGUUGUUUUCCCAAACUAUUACAUUUUAAAGUCUCCAUAUAUUCUCCAUAUAUUUAAUUAUAUAUUAAUAUAUUUAAUCUCCAAUUACAUAUGGAGAUACUCUUAAAGGAAAAGUUCACUUAAAAAUGAAAAUGUGACCUAACAUGAAAAUGAAGCCUGGUCCAUCCGUACCAUCCCAAAAUGUUUGAAAACAUUAUGAGGUGGGGUUUGAUUAGGGGGUCCAUGUACCGUCGGAUAAUUAAUUUAUUCGUUUUGUUUUUAAAACGUAAAAACGAUCUACUGAUCAUUUACAUAUCCCACCGUAUUGGUGAGCAUAAAAACAAAAACAAAUCUGAUACAUAAUUUUGAUUUGUUUAUCUCAAUGUUUAUUUCAAUGCACCAAAUAAAUAUCCAAUAAAACCAAAACGAAAAAUAAAGUAUUUAUGACCGAAGCGCGUUUAAAUCCACUGGAGCCCCAGCCUCUGGCGACCAGUGGUGGUAUUGCUUAUAAGGGCAUCUUCAGUACAAUACUUUUAUCUUUAAUAACACAUCAGUUUUCAGUGGCGUGUGAGAACCAUACCUAAAUAAUUAUGUAGUCAUUUCUGUGCAAUGUAGCAGUAUGUACAGUUAUUGAAAGAAUGGACGCGCGCGCGUCUGUGCUCGUGUCAGAGCGAUUCAUCUGCCAGCAGGGGAAAUUUAACAAUGCCCGUUUAAAUUCAUAGUGAGAGAAGCUCGUUUUGCACUUAAAAGUGUUAAAAUAUUUUCGUUUAUUUGCACUGUUCAUAAAAAUGUUUAACAAAAAAACAAAACCUUUGUUUAUAUUUAUAGAUUUUCUGACUACAACUCUAUACGCAUGAUAGCUGUGUUUAUAAUAAUAAGUUAUUUCAAAACCUAUACUUUUCAAGGACAUUAAGCGUACAUUAUAACUGAGUUUGAUAAAAAAAGUUAAAACUUCUUAAAGAGGUUGUACACAAAUAAGCAAUGUUAGGUAGUCGAAUGUGAAGAUAACCUGUCAUAGUGACCCAUGAUAAAAUUCUUCAGUUUUCAAAUUGUUUUUUAUAAUAGACAGUCUGCGUGACCAACAAACAAUGACUCAUAUUACUAUACAAAACCAAUCACAGCUAAAUUGUAUUAAAAAUUAGGUAUUUUGCUUAGGAAGCCCUUAUGUGCAAUACCACCACUGGUCGCCAGAGGCUGCGGCUGAACUUCCAGUGAACUAAAACGCGCUUUUCAUAAAAAUACUUUAUAUUCGAAAUGGUUUUAUUGUAUAUUUAUUUAAAAACAAAUCAAAAAUAAGUCCAAGAUUUGAUUUUAUGCUCAUGAAUACGGUGGAAUAUAUAAAAAAAUAUCGGUUUGUGUUUUUCCGUUUUGAAAACAAAUAAACGAUUAUCCGAAGCUACACGGACCUGCACCGAUGAGGAUGGCAUGCAUUUUGUUAACGUAUUGUUUAAAUGAAACAUGUCAAGAACAUUUUCGCUGUUUCUAUUAUAUUUAUUAUAUUAGUAUCAUAAAUUGCAUUCCUUCCAUUCUCCUUUUCCAUGGAUCUAUGACAUAAAAGUCAGACCAGCUCACUUUCUAAAAUGACAAGAAAAAAGUAGAGUAAGAAAAUUCUCCAGUUUCCAGGUGCCACUAGGUUUGAUGUUAAUUGUUUUUGUAAUGAAAUUUCCUAAUACUUUUGGGGCCACAAAAAAUCUCAAGAAUUUUUAUAUGGAAACUUAGAGGCCCUUUACACAAGACUAUUUUCAACUAAAAUCGGAAAACUUUUUAUGCUUUGAGUCGUACUCUCUGCCAGAAGGGCUGAACUGCGACAUCCAUGCCCAGAGUCUCAUCCAGUUGACCCACUUUCUUGUUAGACACUGCUUCCCGUGGGAGCACAUAGCUAUUCUAAAUUCCUUAAUUCUCUGUGAUGUCUUUCCUGCCCCUCGUCUGUGACACCAUCAUCUCCCUCUCUGCCUAACCCAGGUUAUUCCUGAUACCUUCCUCUCUCCCCUCUGUGAUAUUUAAGAUCGCCUUUUCUUUUUCCCACUCUACUGCUCUGAUCUUCCCCCGUCCCCUCCUCCUCCUCACCGGGUUUAUGGGGCAUGACAAACACACUCACCUCAAUGUGCUCUUUGUAGCUUGAGCUCACAUCUAAUUGAAUUAUUCAGGAGUGCGUGUGUGAGUGUCUUCUAAGAACAGCCCUUAAGCUGGGUGAUAUGUUAAAAGGAGUGUUUUUUUUACUUGAUCAUUUAUAUAAGCAAAAUGUGAACAUGUACGUGUUCAAGUGGCCUUAUAUUUGCUUGUCUAAUUAGUGAAAAUAAAAAUACA